Messenger RNA from Rhizophagus irregularis DAOM 181602=DAOM 197198, 488 nucleotides. The record is from RefSeq and is a predicted model, not a curated record. NCBI's taxonomy places the organism in Eukaryota, Fungi, Glomeromycota, Glomeromycetes, Glomerales, Glomeraceae.
AAAUUCUUUAUUAUUAAUUUCUACACUAUCUUAAUGGACCGCCAAGAUCUUCAUGAGAUUUAAAAUGUCACUUAAGUUUACAUUAUUAUCCGAAAGUAGUGUCAAGACAAUUGAGAAAAUUCAAAGAGCUGGUUUUCUUCCUGAUCCUGUACAAGCUGACCAUAUACACAUAUUUAGACCCGAAUGGAAAAAUUUGAAAGAUGAUCGAAUUAUUGCCGAAUGGGAUCAAGUUCCUAAUUAUGAAUAGGAAAAAAAGAGAAGUUAGGAAAAGGAAACUAUUUUGUAUUUACACGAUGGAGGUUAUUAUUUUCUUUGUAAAGAAUCUCAUCGUCCUAUUACAAGCUCUCUUGCUAAAAAAUAGCAAAUGCAAAAGUUUUAGCAAUCAAUUAUCGGCUUACAUCUCAAAAUCAAUUUCCCACCGCAUUACAAGAUGCAUUUAGAUGCUUAUUUAUAUCUCUUGAAGAUAUGAGAUUUGAACCUUUAAAUCC